AUUCGCACUCAAAAUUGAGUGCGGAGCUAUAACGUGGCUGUCGAAACCAAAAGCGUGGUGUUAACAAUAAACCAAACACAAAUUUCACACAGACAUGAAGCUGACUGACGAGACUGUUAGAGGGUUUCGGGUUGCUAAGAUAUUUAGAGAAAAUGCGGACAGAGUUAGUAGUAUUGACUUUUCAGCAAACGGGGACACUUUGAUAUCAAGCAGUGACGAUGAUUCUAUUGUCAUUUAUGAUUGUUUGAGCGGAACGCCAAAGCGAACUCUAAACAGCAAAAAAUAUGGUGUGGACUUGAUUCGUUAUACACAUGCUGUCAAUACUGCUCUUCACUGCUCAACAAAAGUUGAUGAUACAAUCAGAUACUUAUCUCUCCAUGACAACAAAUACAUUAGAUACUUUCCUGGCCAUACAAAGAAAGUUGUCACAUUAUGCAUGUCUCCAACGGACGACACUUUCAUCUCAGGAUCUAUGGAUAAAACAAUUCGAUUGUGGGAUCUGCGCUCACAAAAUUGUCAGGGUCUGAUGCAUCUGACAGGAAGACCAGUUGCAGCAUUUGACCCGGAGGGACUAAUAUUUGGUGCUGGUGUCAACUCAGAAAGUGUCAAGCUUUAUGAUCUCAGGUCUUUUGAUAAGGGUCCAUUUGCAACAUUCAAACUGCCACAAGAUAAAGAAUGUGAUUGGACAGGACUGAAGUUCAGCCCAGAUGGCAAGCUUAUUCUGAUAUCUACUAAUGGCUCAGUUAUUCGUCUAAUUGAUGCUUUUCACGGGACUCCUCUGCAGACAUUUGUGGGUUUUCAGAAUCAUAGAGGUAUUCCACUUGAAGCAUCUUUCACGCCUGAUUCACAGUUUGUGUUUGGAGGAUCGACAGAUGGCAAAGUUCACUGCUGGAGCACAGAAACAGGUGCCAAGAUUGCUAUACUGCAGAGUGAUCACCCUGGACCCAUUCAGAACCUACAGUUUAAUCCCAAAUAUAUGAUGAUGGCUUCAGCAUGUACAAAUAUGGCAUUCUGGCUUCCCUGUGUGGAUGACUGAGAUUGGAAUGCAUUGGUCACAAGCAUGGCACAAACUCACAAGUUCCAGCUCCUGGAAUGCAUCCAUCAGCAACCCUUGUAAUUCUGAAGGAGCCAGAGAUAAUGCACUGGCAAAUAUGGUUCAGUGAGAUGCUGGUUCUAGAGUAUACUUUUUCUUCCCCAGUCUUUUUCUUUCUUUGUCCAAAUCUUCUCAUUCUAUUUUUUUUCUCUCUCACCCAAACACCGUAUAACUAGAAUUGUAUUCUAGGAAGUCAGCAGAAAAUGUAAGUUCCAAAGAACAUACACAUCAAAUUAUUAAAUAUUUAGCUUUGUGAAGAGAUCUUUUAGUUUCUGUGGGUUCUUUGACACUAAACUUAUGUAAAAUGUUUGGUAUUUAAACAUAAGAUGUGAGAUAUGGAUGCAGACUUUACCAAGUAAACAUGGUGAAGAAUGCAUCCUGAGAGGCCAGGUGCAGACUAAACUAUACAUAAAUUGUAAAUAAAAUGUGAGCAACCAUCUCAUUUGCUCAUUCAGCAUGAUGCCAUCGAAUACCAUUGUGAUUAUAUGAUGUGAUUGAAAGAUUAUGAGGCGAAUGGAUUGUUUGGGUGCAUGCUGUUUUGAGUUUUGUGUGUAAGGCUGUAAUGUAUAGACAUUUUGAGGGGAAAAACCCCCAAAAUUUUGGUUUAAAUAACUUUCAAACCAAGAACUGGUUAGAGUUUUAUCAUCAGAUUUCAUUUAAUAUCAUCAUCAAAUAAAAGUUAUUUCUAAAUUUUGUUACCAUUUUAAGAAAUGUACAGAAUUUUUUAAAAUCAGUUUUCUUGGUACAGUUUUCAUUUUCACUUAAAGCAUUUUCAAUAUGCAUUUACAGCAUACCACCCAACUCCUAAAAGGUGACUUGUUUAUUCAUGUGUGCAGAAAGCCAUGAUGAAAAUUUUUUUUAAUGGUUUUGACCAAAGUCCUUUUUUUAAAUUUUAAUAAUUUAUGCAUUUCAUCAUAAGAAGAUGAUGUGAGGCUGUAAAGCAUUGUUCAUUUUUGACUAUUUCAUUGUGAUUAAAGACACAGAAAUAUA
This is a messenger RNA of Pomacea canaliculata, 2083 nucleotides long. RefSeq names its product WD repeat-containing protein 82-like. Gene Ontology annotation, cellular component: Set1C/COMPASS complex. NCBI's taxonomy places the organism in Eukaryota, Metazoa, Mollusca, Gastropoda, Architaenioglossa, Ampullariidae. Gene Ontology annotation, molecular function: chromatin binding; protein binding. The transcript has 9 exons. Bases 95 to 1036 code for a protein of 313 amino acids. The record is from RefSeq and is a predicted model, not a curated record.